Messenger RNA from Mucor velutinosus, 4455 nucleotides. RefSeq lists its product as uncharacterized. The coding region runs from base 1 to 4455 and encodes 1484 amino acids. Gene Ontology annotation, molecular function: DNA helicase activity. The record is from RefSeq and is a predicted model, not a curated record. The transcript is spliced from 2 exons. Lineage: Eukaryota; Fungi; Mucoromycota; Mucoromycetes; Mucorales; Mucoraceae. Gene Ontology annotation, biological process: telomere maintenance; DNA repair.
AUGCCUCCUACUAUUCAAACAAGACAUUGCACGACCUGUAGAGCUGCUCUUCCAGUAGACUAUGCUUAUCGGAAAUGUGAUUCAUGUCGAGAACGAGCGCGAAAUUACGCCAGGCAAAGAAGAUCAGCGAAUCGAAGAACACCAAGAGCACCUGCAGCGUUUGUAUCAGAACUUGGAAGAGUACAACGUUCAGAUUUGGGCAGAAUGGACAACCAAUGUGAUGGAUGUGGAGCUUUGCAUUGGGCCGCAGAGAGGGCUGUUCAACAGCGAGUAAACGACAACUGCUUUCAUGCUUGCUGCAAAAAAGGUAGAGCUGUCUUGCCCCUUUUGCAAAAGCCUCCCGAGCCUUUAAAUAGCUUGAUCAACGGAAGCCAUCCUCGGUCCUCUCAUUUUUUGCAGCACAUGCGACAAUACAACACUUUGUUCGCAUUUACAUCAUUUGGCACCGAUGCUACGCCUGAGCAGCUCCAAAGGGAUAGAGAGAAUGAGAUGAGAGGCAGCAUCACGCCGGUUCGUGUUCAUGGGGAACUCUAUCACUUGCAAGCACCACUAAAUUUGAGCAAUGUCCCAAAGUAUAGCCAGCUGUACGUUUACGACCCAGAGUAUGCCGCUGCGAUUCGCUGUGCAGACCCCAGAAAUCAAGGAUUGGACGACACGAUCAUUGAGCAACUGAGUGAAAUGAUUGCUGAUCCUGUAGUUUGUGGCAAUCCAUUUGUAAGCAUCUACAAACAUGCUCACGAAAUCCUGAAAGAAGAAGAGGAGAGGCAAGCUCAAGAUGGUGUUAGCGAGAAUGCUCACAUCAGGCUCAGUCCUCAGACGCAAAUGGAAUUGGUUGUUGGCAAGGACAGACGCACUCAAACUCUGCCAACUGUCAACGAGAUUGCUGCCAUCAUUCCAAACGAGUGUUCUGACAGGUGUUUCAGAGAUAUUUUGAUCACAUAUCGUAGCAACUCCUCGGCCAGGGCUCAAGGCCAGUUUAAGCGUAUCAAUGAGACACAUGCUGCAUAUAUGCCUCUUCAUUAUGCUUUGCUUUUUCCUAGAGGUGAAUAUGGGUGGAAUUGGUGCCUUCGACUGCAAUCGUCAGCGCAAACUGUUGAUGCCAUGAUUAUUGAGAGCGAAGAAGAUGAGACACCAGCAGAGCAACAACAACAACAAGUGUCAGAUGGCCGACUUACCCAGGGCGUGUUCUACAGAUUUCGAUUGCAUGUUAGAAGCAACGAGUCAAAGAUCAUUUUUUUGUCAAGACGUCUAUUUCAACAAUAUGUGAUUGAUGCCUGGGCAAUCUGUGAGCAAACAAAACUGAACUGGAUCAAAGUCAAUCAGACGAAUCUUCGCGCUGAUGUGUAUAAGGGACUUGCUGAUGCUACCUCUGCUGCUGACUCAGACCUCGAACAGGUGGGAAAGACGUUCAUCUUGCCCAGUAGCUUCACUGGUGGACCGCGAUUCAUGAUGCAGCUAUAUCAAAAUGCAAUGGCUAUUUCUAGAUUCUUUGGCAAGCCGACAUUAUUCAUCACAUUUACUGCCAACCCAAACUGGACGGAGAUCCAAGAUGACUUGUUGCCAGGCCAAACGGCCGCUGAUCGCCCCGACUUGGUUGCUCGCGUAUUCAACCUUAAGCACCGAGAGCUGCUUAAAGACUUGAAAGACAGAAAGGUCUUUGGCUGUUAUAAAGGUAUUGUAAGGACUAUUGAGUAUCAAAAGCGUGGCCUCCCUCACGGCCAUAUGCUAUUGUUUUUGGAUGCAGAAACAGAUAGAUUUGAUACGCCAGAGAGGAUUGAUCAGAUCAUUUGCGCUGAGAUCCCAAAUGUUGAAGAAGAACCUGAAUUGCAUGCAAUCAUCACUCGCAGUAUGAUGCAUGGCCCAUGUGGCGAGCUAAACUCAAAGUCUCCGUGUAUGGUACAAGAUGCUUUUGGCAAUGAUGUAUGCUCAAAGAUAUUUCCCAAAAACUACCAGCCAGUAACGGUGACCAGUGCUGAUGGUUAUCCUACUUAUAGAAGAAGAAGAGAUGGUCGUUCUCAUCAGGUGCGCGUCAAGGACAAGGUGGGUGUCUACCGCGAUUUCCACAUGACGAAUGAGUGGGUGGUGCCAUACAACCCUUAUUUGUCAAACAAGUACAAUGCCCAUGUAAAUGUCGAAGUAUGUGGUAGCGUCCAGGCAAUUAAGUACAUCAACAACAAGUAUAUUUACAAAGGCUCUGAUCAGACAACGCUCAAAACUACAACCACCACCACAGCCACUGAAACAGCAAAUGCCACUACCACAGCAACAACUCAGAAUGACGAAGUAGCCAAGUAUUUAAAUGGCCGCUAUGUUAGUCCUGUUGAAGCUGCAUGGAGGUUGUUUGAAUUCCCAAUGCAUGAGGAAAGCCCAUCUGUUACUCCACUUGUUGUGCAUCUUGAAAACGAGCAACCUUGGCAACAGAACGCAAAAAAGUGGAAGCCUAGGUCUUCGAGUAGAAUGUCAAUUGGACGCAUGUAUUACUGCAAUCCUGCUGCCGGCGAGAGGUAUUAUCUGCGUCUGCUGCUCACAGUUGUCAGAGGAGCCACGUCGUUUUCUCAUCUGAGAACUGUCAAUAAUCACGAGUACGCCACCUUUCGCGAGGCCUGUAUGAUGCUGCAUUUGGUUGAAGAUGAUGGAGAAUGGACCAGAGCCUUUGAAGAAGCUGCUACAUUUGCCUCUGGCUACGCAAUGCGUUCAAUGUUUGUCUCUGCGCUCAUGUUCAACUCAUUGGUAUCGCCUGUUCAGAUUUGGAAUCAAUUCCGUGAAAGUUUCUGUGAUGAUCUUGAGCAUGCAAUCGUGCAAAAAGGGCGUUCGCAGCUGCUCAGCGUGCAACCUGAUGCUGAAUUUUACCGUGGAACGCGUAGUCUUGAUUACGGCUUAUAUCUGUUGCAAACAUCUCUUGGUGCACAAGACAGAUCUCUAGGUCAGUUCAAUUUGCCUCUGCCUCUCUUCAACUGGAAUGGCUUGAUAAGCAGAAUGACUGGCAUACAGCGCAAUUCAUUGAUACUCAAUGAAAUGUCAUAUCUCCAAGAUCAAGAAGCCUUUUCGUACCAGCAAAAGUACGCUCAAAUGAACGCUACCCAGAAGCAUGUAUGUGAGACCAUCACCUCCUCCAUCAACAGCAACGCCAACAGCUCACAUGUCUUUUUGCAAGGUCCAGCUGGCACUGGCAAAACUUUCAUUUACAAUACUCUUCGUCAUUUUGAUAGAAGCCAAGGAAAAAUUGUUCUCUGUGUUGCCUCCUCUGGCAUUGCUGCUUUGCUACUUCCUGGUGGGCGUACGUCGCACUCUCGCUUUGCCAUUCCACUCAACAUCCACGAGCAGUCUGUGUGUGCAAUCAAGAAAAACGAUGAUCUUGCUGACCUUAUUCGAAACACAGCAUUGGUAAUUUGGGAUGAAGUGCCCAUGCAGCAUCGUUAUUGCUUUGAAGCUCUUGAUAGAACACUGCGAGGCAUCUGCAGUUGUGGUGAACGUGUCCUCUUUGGUGGUAUUCCUGUUGUUCUUGGUGGCGAUUUUGCUCAAAUUUCUCCUGUCGUGAAACAAGGUGGCCGUCCUGAAAUCGUUGCUGCUUCGUUGAUGUCCUCAAGGUUGUGGCCCAGACUACAAAAGCUGAGCCUGACUGAGAAUAUGAGACUUGCCAACUCUAAUGACACAGAUAGGCAAUUUGCAGAUUGGAUAGGAAAAAUGUCGUAUGAACCAUCCAUGAUUGGCAGCAUUGCUUUGCCCUCUUUUUUGAGGCAGAUGACUGAUCUUGAUCAGUUCAUUGAAGACAUCUAUCCCAAGCAUGUUCUGCAGCGUCCUCUGCAAAAUAGCGAUUUUUUCAAGGAAAGAGCUAUUCUCUGUUCAAAGAACGUCAACGUUGAUGCUAUUAACAGCAAGGUGAUGGAGAACGUGAUUGGGGAAAAGGUCACUCUGUACUCUGCUGACACAGCUCAGUCUGAUCUGACCAACACGGAGACGCAAGCCUAUCCUUCAGAGUGCCUACAAACUCUUUCACCUUCAGGGCUGCCGCCAGCAGUUUUGGAGUUGAAAGUAGGUCUCCCUGUCAUGCUCCUAAGAAACAUCAACCCUGAGAGAGGCCUAUGCAAUGGUACAAGGCUUAUUAUACAGCAUAUUGGACAAUAUGUACUGAAGGUUAAAAUUCUUGGAAGAUCAGAUGUAAUAGAGUUGAUUCCUCGCUUUACAUUAUCAACAUUGCCUGGUACAUUGCCAUUCAUUUUGACCAGAAAGCAAUUUCCGGUUAAAGUAUCUUUCGCAAUGACCAUCAACAAGUCGCAGGGUCAAUCUCUCAGAAAAGUCGCUGUAGACCUCAGGAGUCCUGUUUUCACACAUGGCCAACUCAAUGUUGCCAUCUCGAGAGCAACAUCUGCAAAUGGUAUCACAGUUCUGCCGCCAGAAAAUGCGACUCGGACGGAGGAUGUAGUAAACCAGAAGUCUUAUAAUAAUAUAACGUAA